GGUUAAGUUUUAAAUAUUCAAAUGUUUAAAAAAUUUCAAAGAAACUUUGCAAUUUUAUAUGGUAUGGACUUCCUGAAACAUAACUGAAUAUACAUUUGCGUUAAAAAACAAGUUUACUCCUAGACAUGGACUCACUCAAACCAACUCUGGAAGAACUGAAUUUCUGUAUGCGUGAUCCAGACUGCAUAAGAAAUGUUUGUAUUCUGGCGCAUGUUGAUCAUGGGAAAACAACAAUCGCUGAUUCACUCUUAGCCACCAAUAGGUUGGUCAGUAAACGGUUGGCUGGUUUUCUCAGAUACCUAGAUGAUAGACCUGAUGAACAAGAGCGUGGUAUAACAAUGAAAAGUAGUGCUGUUUCUUUGUUGAAUUUGGUACAUGAUGAAGAAGAUAACAAAAAUAAACGUAUAUUAUUGAAUUUGAUAGAUACUCCUGGCCAUAUAGACUUUUCUACAGAAGUAGGUGCAGCUUUGAGAGUGUCUGAUGGAGCUAUUAUAUUGGUGGACCUUGUGGAGGGUGUAUGUGUUCAGACAAGGGAAUCCAUAAAGAAUGCAUUUGAAGAACAUACUCAGAUGAUUCUGGUUCUGAACAAAUUUGACAGACUCAUAGUUGAAUUGCAAAAAAAUAUAGAUGAAAUAUUCCAGUGUAUAUUGAGAAUUAUAGAAGGCUGUAAUGCAAUUGUAGCUGAGCUUUAUCAAUAUGAAUUUACAGACACUGAUGUUGAUGUUGAAGAUACAGGACUUCUAUUCUGCCCAAAUACAGGAAAUGUGAUUUUUGCUAGUGCUGUUGAUGGCUGGGGUUUCACCACAAAACAAAUGGCAGGUAUGUUUGUGAAUAUAGUAAAGAAUGAAACUGUAGAAUCUUUGAAUGAAAAAAUGUGGAAUUUCGACUGCUUUAUUGACUCAAAGAAAGAAAUAAAAACUGGAGCUAUUGACAAAAAGAAAAAUAAUCUCUUUGUGCAAUUAUGCCUAAAGACCAUAGUUCAUAUUUAUGAAACAUUUGUUAUUAGAAUGGAAAGAAAUAAAACUUCUUCCAUACUAGAAAAACUCAACAUUACAAACAUUACCAGAGACAUGACACAUAAUGAUCCAAAAGUUCAGGUUCGUGCAGUUUUACAAGCAUGGAGACCAUUAGCCUCAACAAUUCUCCUACAAUGCCUUAAAAAAAUUCCAUCUCCAUCCAAAAUGAAGAAAACAAAGGUGGAGUAUUUGCUAAGAGUAAACAGAUUCUGUGAAGAUCAGUAUUUGAAUAAAUGUGUUGAGAAUAUGCUUCCAUUUUUUGAGAGUAUUUCAACAGAAUCUGCAACACCAACUAUAGUCUAUGUAUCCAAAAUGUUUUGUGUGAACAAAAAGAAUCUUUCACAAAAUAAACCAAAAAUAUUUGUACCUAAACCUAGGACUGAAAUCAGUGAGAAUCAGAAACUAUCAGAGAUUUGCAUUAAAGAGAAGCCAGAAGAAGAAAACACAGAUAAUCCUGUUAUAACUGUAGAUGAUGAUAUCAAAGUCAUAGCAUUAGCUAGAGUUUUCACAGGCAUUCUCAGAGUUGGACAAGAAAUUUUUGUCUUGACUGGUUCAUAUUUGCCAAAUGAAAAUAAAAUAUGUGAGAACCCUGAAGAUUUUCUUAACAGCAAUGGUAAUCUACAAAAAACAACAAUAAAAGAGCUAUACAUGCUAUUUGGACGUGAAUUAUUAUUGGUAGAUGCUAUUCCUGCUGGUAACUUCUGUGGAAUUGGUGGCAUAGAAUCUCACAUACUUCGUACAGCUACCUUGUCUACCAUUCUUGAUAUUGUACCACUUGCUGAACACCCCCGUAUAGAUCCAGUAGUUCGCCAUGCAGUAGAACCAGAAAACCUCAAAGAUUUGCCAAUUCUGCGACAAGGGUUGAAGUAUCUCAUGCAUAGUGAUUCUUGUGUAGAAGUUGUAAUGCAAGAAACUGGAGAACUUGUACUGCUCACUGCUGGUGAUGUUCAUCUGGGAAAGUGUAUAGAAGACUUGAAAACAAAAUUUGCUAAGAUAGACAUCAAUGUAUCAAGUCCAAUGGUCUCCCUGAGAGAAACUAUAGUAGUAAACCAAAAUGAUGAUUACAAUUUUGUGAAGGAUACUAGUAAUUAUGUUUCAUUAGAUUCAGAACAUUUUUCAAUGAGUGUAAUAGCAAAACCUUUGCCUGAUGCAAUCAGAGAGGUAAUCCAGAAUAACUAUGAAUUUUUGAAAAUGGUUGAGGAACAUCAGCAUAAGAGCUUCAUUGAUGUAGCUAAACAACAGUUUGGUAGGAACUCUGAAGAAAAUAUUGAAAUAGAAAAGACUUUCAUGAGAGAUACCACAAAAAAAGCUUUGACUCACAUUAAGGAACAGUUGGAAUCCACAUUUGCUUCUUCAGUACCUUGCUGGAAAGAUUUGCAGAAUAAAUUGUGGAGUAUUGGUAAAUCUAGUAAUUGCUUGAAUGUACUGAUAAACAAUGCAAGUGAUUAUCCUCAUAGUAUUUUUAUGGAACUAAGUAGCUGUGAUAAAAGAGCAUUAUAUGAUCACUGUAUCAUAAAAGCUUUCAAUACCUUAUGCAAAGCUGGCCCACUAUGUGAAGAACCCCUAACCAAUUGUGCCUUUAUAAUCAACAAAUUUGAUAUAACCAAGGAUGUAAAUCGAGAAGACCUUACUCCACAAACAACAUCAGCUCUUGAGUCAAAUAUACGAGAAACACUGAAAAAAUCCCUUGAAAAACAGAACCAGCGUCUGAUGGAACCUAUAUAUGUUACAGAAAUUCAAGUCAACACAAGUAUAUUAGGAAAAGUGUACACAGUAGUGAACAAGAGGCAUGGCAAAAUAAUUGAAGAUGUAUGUAUGGAUGAACAAGAAAAAAUCUUCCUUGUCAAAGCUCAGAUUCCAGUUAUUGCAAGUGAGGGUUUUGCAAAUGAGAUUCGUAAGACCACUUCCGGCCAAGCUAACCCCACUCUGAGGUUCAGCCACUAUGAGGUAAUUGAUGGGGACCCUUUUUACCAGCCAGUAGAGGACGACGAUGAGGAUGAAGAAGGUAUUAAUGUGGAGUCUGCACUGAGAGCAAAUAAGUUGAUGAAAGAUGCAAGAAGAAGGAAAGGGCUACAUGUGGAUGAUGAAGUAGUAAUACAUGCUGAGAAGCAAAGAACUAAAAAGAAAUAAAUAUUAUUUGUUAUUCAUCAAAGAUAUAGAAGCUAAUUUGUGAUUUCAAUAAACUUGUUAAAAUGUUCUAGAUAGGUAGAAGGAAGGAAGGAGGAAAAAAAUAAACAACAU
Messenger RNA from Phaedon cochleariae (mustard beetle), 3257 nucleotides. NCBI's taxonomy places the organism in Eukaryota, Metazoa, Arthropoda, Insecta, Coleoptera, Chrysomelidae. The record is from the annotation of a GenBank genome assembly.